Molecule: messenger RNA, 339 nt
Organism: Rotaria sp. Silwood1
Lineage: Eukaryota; Metazoa; Rotifera; Eurotatoria; Philodinida; Philodinidae
Source: the annotation of a GenBank genome assembly
AUGUUGGUUUUCGUAGCAACCGAUGCUGAGGCGACCAAUGCAGAUGAUAUGAGUGAUUUAACAACUCUAGAGAAUGUUAUGUGGAAUAAAAGAGAUGCAGAAACAACUCAUGUUAUGUUCUUACUCUGUAAUGAUAGCGAAGCAUCUGUGAAGCUUUUAUCCAAAUGGGAUCGAGAAAUGGACCAUGUCGAUCUUUUGGAUGACUUCCUAACAGAGAAAGACAAGGUUCGUAAACAACAUGGUCAGGAAUAUCCAUUUAAUUAUGGGGAAUACAUCAUGAAAGCAAUAUUAGGUGCGAUCGAUGAAGAAUUUGAUAGUCUAGGCGAAUAUGAUGAAUAA